AUAAAACAAGAUGCAUAAUUAAAUUAUUUAAUUAAAUAAAAUUAUUGCAUUUAUAAGUAAAUUUACUUAAAAAAUAAAACAGUGAAAAUCUGUUGAAUAUUAGUUAAAUAAAAUAAAAUAAAUAAAAAUGGUAACUGUGAGGUUAUUCUUUAUUUUAUUAGAAUAAAUAUUUAUCGACGUAUUUAAUUUUAAAAAAAAUAAAAAUAAAAUAAAUUAAUUACCUAAAAUGGAAAUAAACUAUGGGAAGUAAGAAUAUAAAAGAGACGAUUAAACUUCUGGAUCGUCCCUCUGAUUCUGACAGUUCCUCUGACAACUUGAUUAUCAAACCUGUCAAAAGAAAUGUCAAAAGGAGACAAAGAGUGAGAACAAAAAAUAAUAAAAAUCAGUGUUCGUGUAAUAGAAGUAAAUCGAGGGUAAUUGCGCUAUGGUUAGCAGCGGUUUUAAUAACUUUUUGGUUGAUUGCAUUGUCAUGGGUAGCAGCUAUUCUUUAUGGAGAAAUUGGACGGAUGGAUUUAUCAAUACGUUCUGUUGCUGUUACGGUACCAUUGCGCCCACCGACUAAAAAAAUGAAAAAACGUAAGGAACUUGACGCACUAGCACCGUCACAUGUUAUAUCACGACGAGUAUCAGGAAAACGCAGCUCUCAGGAAUUGCUGACAGAUAGCAGCGAUGACAGAUCAGAAUAUUGGAACGUUUCUGUUCGAGGGAAUCGCAAGACAGCUGCUAGAAGAAAUCGGUCUUGUCCGGGUCUUUUAAAGGCCUGCAGCGCGUUUUUCGGAUGCGCUUCUUUGCUGGCGACGGCCAGUCUCAUUUGGCUGUUUAUCGAUGUCCGUCAGCAACUCACGUCACUCAGAACGGAAGUCGACCAAGCUAUUGCCGGUAGUGAAGGCGUACCAGAUGCAUUGCAAAAAUGCCACUCGUUGUCGAAAGAUUUGCAGAAUAAUCAAACUUUGUUAUUUACACAAUUAACUGAUGUUAAAGCUCAAAUUAAUAAUUUUACUAUUCAGCUGACAAACAUACAAAAAGGUCUCCAUCAAGUACAAGAGCUUCUUCACGAUGCACCAGAAUUAACAAACAUACCGACUCAAGUAAAGUCCAUAAGUUCAAGUGUCGCAACCUUUGGAAGUAAAAUUCGGGAUUUAAGAGUCACUGUUGAUGCUUUAAAAGAGACUGAAACUAAAUUACAAGAUGCACAACACGAUCUUCAACAGAAUAUCACAAAUAUAAAGACGGCUCUAGAUGAAUUAACGAAAGUAACUCAGAAAUUAACAAUGCCAACAAACGAGUCUAAAGUUAAAACUGAAGAAUUGAGUAACACGAUAUCUGAGUUAAGAAAUAAUUUGUCGUCGAUUAAUGACACGCUCACACAUGGAUAUCAAUCGCUUUCCGACGAUCAGCAGAAAGAUCAUAAAUUGUUAGUUUCAUUGCAAGACACCACACUAAAUGCAAGUAUGCAAGUAAAGUCUUUAGAAGCAGAGUGUGCUAAGGCUAAUGAACAAACAACUAUCGUUAGUUCUGUUAAAAAAUUAACUGAUGAGGUGAACAACGUCCGAAGUGUAGAUGCAAGUUUGAUGAGUCGCAUUGAACAGUUAGAAGAGUCGUACAAAAAUCUAAAAAAUUCAACGAACCAAAUGCUGACAUUGAAUUCCAGCACCGAUAUUAAGCAACCGAAUGUCAAUGCUACCGAUAGUAAUAAUAAUAAUAAUAAUGGGCAAACGAUAGCUGAUGGACUACUACCGCAUUAAUGUAAUUGCAAUAACAAAUAAGUAUCAAAAGUGAUAAUUGUUUAACGAGCGUAAAUAAAAAAUUAUUGAUAAGAGUUAGAGAUAUAUGAUUAUAAUUAUAAUUAUGAUAAUUGAUAAUUAUAAAAAGAGCUG
Messenger RNA from Cotesia congregata, 1877 nucleotides. NCBI's taxonomy places the organism in Eukaryota, Metazoa, Arthropoda, Insecta, Hymenoptera, Braconidae. The record is from the annotation of a GenBank genome assembly.